AAAACGUCCUGGGCGUUCGGCUUCCUCCUGGCCCUUGUCCUGGUGUUUGCUGUCCUGAGGCUGCCCUUCCGUGGGCCCCAUGAGGUCGACCACCUCUUCUGUGAGAUCCCGCCUGUCCUCAUGCUGGCUUGUGCUGCCACUGGGGUCAACCAGCUUGUCACCUUUCUUGCUUCUGUGUUUAUCUUAGUGGGGUCCCUGGGCUUGGUGCUGGUGUCCUACACACACAUCCUCUUUGCUGUCCUGAGGAUCCAGUCUGGGGAGGGCCGCGGGAAGGCCUUCUCCACCUGCUCCUCCCACCUUGGCAUGGUCGGGCUCUUCUUCGGCAGCGCCAUCGUCAUGUACAUGGCCCCCAAAUCCAGCCAUCCUGAGGAGCAGCAGAAGGUCCUUUCCCUGUUUUACAGCCUUUUCAACCCCAUGCUGAACCCACUGAUCUACAGCCUGAGGAAUGCAGAGGUCAAGCGUGCCCUAAGGGGAGUACUGUGCAAGGUGCGACCAACCUGA
This is a messenger RNA of Phyllostomus discolor (pale spear-nosed bat), 501 nucleotides long. Its product is annotated as olfactory receptor 2A5-like. Gene Ontology annotation, biological process: G protein-coupled receptor signaling pathway. The record is from RefSeq and is a predicted model, not a curated record. Lineage: Eukaryota; Metazoa; Chordata; Mammalia; Chiroptera; Phyllostomidae. Gene Ontology annotation, molecular function: olfactory receptor activity. Gene Ontology annotation, cellular component: membrane.